GUCGGUCAAAUAGCCAAACCCUGGAAAACUUUCUUUACACCUUCGCAUCCCUGCCAAAUCUCAAACAGCCGUGAAGCAGAUCACCCCCAAGAACCAAAAUUAAUUCAAUUUUCGAGCACCCAAUGGCCCAAAACACAAAACCCACAAGCAUUCUAGAUUCUCUGGGCGAAGAGAUUAUCAGAAUCAUAGCACCAGUCUCAAUCUGCAUGUUCAUGGUGGUCAUUUUGGUCUCUGUCCUCGAUUCAAGUUCUUCAUCUUCCACUUCAGCAUCGGUCAACUCCAUAGCCACCAUUGCAUAUGCUGAAACCAAUUCGGACUCUUCCUGGGAUAAAUUCGUAGGUGCCCUUUUGAAUUCUCUUGUGUUUGUGGCUGUUGUCACUGUUGUCACAUUUAUUUUGGUGCUCCUUUUCUACCUCAGAUGCACUAAGUUCUUGAAACUCUACAUGGGUUUUUCUGCUUUUGUUGUUUUGGGAUUCAUGGGUGGCGAAAUUGCAUUGUUCCUGAUUGAAGAUUUUAGUAUUCCUGUUGACUGUAUUACGUUUGUGGUGGCUUUGUUUAAUUUUGCCGUUGUGGGUGUUUUGGCUGUUUUCAUGUCAAAAAUGGCAAUUCUUGUGACACAAGCCUACUUAGUUGUUAUUGGGAUGUUGGUUGCUUAUUGGUUUACUCAAUUGCCUGAAUGGACUACUUGGGUGCUAUUGGUUGCCAUGGCAUUGUAUGAUCUUGCUGCAGUUCUGUUGCCAGUUGGGCCCCUAAGGCUCUUGGUGGAGCUUGCAAUCUCAAGGGAUGAGGAUAUCCCAGCAUUGGUGUAUGAGGCUCGGCCAGUAACUUGUAACGGCUCAGGUGCAGAGGGUCGAGUAGCACAGAGGAGAGUAUGGAGAGAUAGGGGCAGUGAGAAUUCAGAUCAUGAGUCAAACAAUAAUCCAAACGCCAAUUCUGUGUUUGUUGAGAAUGUGGAUUCCGGGUCAAACUCCACCUCAAAUGCCAGUGUUGUUCCAGAUUCAAGUACAGAAUCUAAUACCUUAGUUAGUGGCCACAACGAUGCUACAUUGGUUAGAGCUGAAGAAGGCUGGGUUCCAGAGAGGGACGCAGAGCUAUCUGCACCAUUAAUUGACCCUAGAAUGAACAUUCAGCCACAGCAAUCAGAACUUGAAGGAAUUGGGUUGGGGUCUUCUGGUGCAAUCAAACUAGGGUUGGGUGACUUCAUCUUCUACAGUGUAUUGGUUGGUAGGGCAGCCAUGUAUGAUUUUAUGACAGUGUAUGCUUGUUAUCUUGCAAUUAUAGCUGGUCUGGGAAUCACUUUGGCGCUCUUGGCGCUAUAUCAGAAAGCUUUGCCAGCUCUUCCUGUGUCAAUAGCAUUGGGUGUAUUGUUCUAUGUCUUGACUCGUUUUUUACUUGAAGCUUUUGUUGUGGAAUGUUCUUUGAACCUCUUGAUGUUCUGAAUAUAAACCACAUUGUAAAAGUUUGCUACUCAGUCACACAAUAUAUAGCAUUGGAAAGUUUGGUGUGUGAUUUCCUUUUA
Messenger RNA from Juglans regia (Persian walnut), 1519 nucleotides. Its product is annotated as presenilin-like protein At2g29900. Gene Ontology annotation, cellular component: nucleus; membrane. Gene Ontology annotation, biological process: protein processing. The transcript has a single exon. The record is from RefSeq and is a predicted model, not a curated record. Lineage: Eukaryota; Viridiplantae; Streptophyta; Magnoliopsida; Fagales; Juglandaceae. Gene Ontology annotation, molecular function: aspartic endopeptidase activity, intramembrane cleaving. The coding region runs from base 123 to 1439 and encodes 438 amino acids.